This is a messenger RNA of Bolinopsis microptera, 4755 nucleotides long. RefSeq lists its product as uncharacterized. The coding region runs from base 691 to 3735 and encodes 1014 amino acids. The record is from RefSeq and is a predicted model, not a curated record. Lineage: Eukaryota; Metazoa; Ctenophora; Tentaculata; Lobata; Bolinopsidae. Gene Ontology annotation, molecular function: protein binding. The transcript is spliced from 21 exons.
GAGAGAGAGAGAGAGAGAGAGAGGGCUGGUUUACCAGACAGUAUUGGUUUAGUAACCGGUGUAUUGUACAGUGUACUGUACAGUGUACUGUACUGAAACUUUAUCUCAGGAAACAGCUUGAUAUUUUAACUUGUCUCCGGUUUUUAUCUGAUUUCCGAGUGUGUUGUUUGUCAUAGUCUGUCAAGCUCAAGUAAUUGCUUUGUUGUUCAAUCGGCCUCGGUGUUAGUUUGACCUAUCCUUUAUUUGAAUGGCACAUUGCUGAUCGUUUGCCCUUUUCUUUAUUCGAAUAGUCCUACCGUAUUUGCAAUUUGUCCCGCAUUAUAUUUAUAUCACAGUUGCCACACUCCCACAACACACUAAAGUCACAUACUGCUAAUACUAACAGUUCACACUAAUAAAGCUGAGUGAAGGACGGCCUCCAGCGCCCACAAAAUGUCUUCAUCCUCUCCCAACAUGGUCAUGUGGCCCCUCUAACUUAACAUGCCAUGUUUUGUCACUGUUUCAAGAGACCAGAAGUUAAGGUCUACAAUCCCAGAGAGGCUACGUUAGAGUAUCUUUACAACAAGGCUAAGCGGAGAAGAUGAAACUGAGCUUCACGUAUUUUAUCUAUAUCAACAGUCAACUACGGACGAACCACCGCGGGAAAGGCGGACAUGUCUACAUUUCGCUGCCACAGUGGGGGACGUGUCCAUGAUAGAAGACCUGCUGAUCUGCAGUGCAGACCCCACCAUCAAGGAGGGCCGAGGACAGACACCUCUCCACUACGCUACCAUGCACAAUAAAACAGAGGGGGUAGUGGAGAUGUUGGUCAAGUACGGAGCUCCAGUGAACCUGCAGGACAUCCACCACAACAGUCCGCUACAUCUGGCAGCCAUGUUUGGGAACCUAGUAGCGGUUCGCGAGCUAGUAAGGUACAAGGUGGACAUGACGGCUAUGAACAGCAGAGGCUUCACACCCAUGGACGUGGCGUGUCUCUACGGUCACAGCAAGGUAGCAGCCCUGUUCCUACAGACUCACAGCAGCGUUCUCCUAACUAUGGGUACAGUAGCUGCUCGACACGACAAGACUCAAACUACUCCUCUACACCUGGCAGCUCGUAAAGGACACACGGACACAUGCUUAAUGCUGCUGAAACACGGGUUUAACGUAAACAGAGAAAGUACGAGCGGUACUGCACUCCACGAAGCAGUCCUUCACGGCCGACUGGAAGUGACCCAGCUGUUGUGUGACCACGGCGCGGACGUUACCAUUAAGAACGUGCACGGACAGACACCAUUACACGUGGCGCAAAAACUCAGUGCUGCUCACUCUGCUGAUAAACUCGCUGCCAUCAUUUUGAAAUAUUCGAACCAAGAAGCGAUGGUGGGACAAGCCAUGGAGGAAUGUAUUCCAGAGCAGCUGACGGAUUUGGACGUGAAACAUGGAGAACUUGUACACAUCAUAGCCAAAAAUUCUGAUGGCAGGUGGCGAUGUUUCGUUGUUCGUAAGCAGGUGCAGAAAGUUGGUCACGUGCCUUGGUUCAAGUUGGAAUUAUUGAGCAGCCUCUGCAAGCCUGCCACCUACAUGAGAGCAUCAUCUCAAGUAUUGUCGGAGAGAAAUAUAUCUCACUAUGGCAGUCUAGUUGGAAGUCUCUACAGUCUAGCCUCUGACUACCCGGCUAUCCCUGGCAACGAGAGACUGCACUCUGUAGCGGUAAAUGGAGUAAGUGUUACGGAACAGACUGCUCGCCUUCUCGCCACGCCCGAUGUUGUCGUGUCUUACGAGGACGCGCAGGCCCAACUCUACGAGUGGCUGAAUAUGAUCGGUCUCGGUCACCAUCUCAGCUCCUUCCUGGAUACUGGAUACGAUUCUCCUGUCCUUCUGGCUGGUAUAACAGAAGCGGAAUUGAAGCACGUGGGUAUAACGGACGCUGAGCAGAGACGCCUACUCAUGAAAUCUGCCAGCUGUCUGCACGAAGACAACUACCUCCUCGUAGCUAACCCAGAAUCUGUUGAAGACUGGCUCGGAGCGCUCGGUCUCUCCACCUACAGUGCCCAGUUCUCCCACGCAGGAUAUGACUAUCUUGGUGAUAUGACCCGGAUGACACCUACACUUCUGAUCAAGGUUGGGGUGACUAAACCUGGUCACAGAACUAAGAUCUUAGCAGCAGGAGUAGGAUUACAAAAGUGGAUCUUGGAACACCCUCUUCCUCCUAGACCUGAAAAACUACGACCUCGCAAACCUGCUAGAUCUAUCUCCAAGAACUCGAACUACUCAUUUGACACGGGAACCCCUCCGCUCUCCGCUGGCCUCCGACUUCAAGACGAACCUAUAUGUAGUUCAUACUGGGAAAGCUAUACGACAGAUGAUAAUUCUCUGCGUGAAGAAUCUGUCGAAGAUCCUUUGCAAACCAGCAACUCUUUCAAUUGCGACAAUGGCGAUAGGAACUUAGCUGACAAAUCUUUCGCCCCGUCUGUGUCGACCAAUCCUUUCGAUACCGAUGAUGAAGAUCUUGCUCUAGAACUCACGUCGACGAUAAAACCAAAGCGUAAAAGCAAGCCCACUGACGAUGGUAUAAGCACCAUUCAGCGGGAACGUAUAUUCACACUCGAACGACGGGCCACAGCCACAUCACCUGAUACACUGUUACGUAAAGCUCCUGCAAUAUCUCCCGUCUCUGAUGAAACGCCCCCGGUCUCACCAGAACCUCCCCUCUCUCCAGAGCGUCCUCUCUCGCCAGGAGAGACCCGCUGGAACAGUGAGGAUAUUCUGGGCAGCAGUGCACACAACGUGUCUUACGCUGGGUCGGGCGCGUCUAACACGAGCAGCGAUAUUAUGGUUCACGCGGAGAAGAGAGGCAGUUCAGAACAUCUGGACCCGAUCAGUCCACCUCCUAAGACAGAGUGUGAGGAGGAGGACAGUCUUCAGGACUGUGUGGAUCUUAUCAGGGAUCCUAGCCCUGCCACCUCUGAUCAUAGCAAGCGCAAUUCGUUGCACAUAUCAUCGCCGCCCUCUCCAAAAGGAUACUACGAGACAGACAUAAUUCCAAUCUCUAAUCCUGAUGAGAAGGACAAAGAAAAUAUUAACGUCAUAAUAAAUCCUGCAAAAGUUUUAAAGAGAUCCGUUACUGAAAGUGCCGUUAUUGGCCGGAAAGAGUCCCCUGAAGAUGAUAUCUGUGCUCUAAUAAUGUCUGGAAUGCGAUACCGAUAUUCGUGUAAGUUGAAGGAGAAACCGCUGACAGUCGAAGAACGAAAACAGUUGUUUUUGAAUAAACUCGACCAAAGAAUGAGUACAUCGGACGCAAUGAAGAACAUUAACUGGGAAAGCAUGAGCCCGGCUGUAGCUGCUGUUGUGAAGUCAGUCUACUGUGAUGAUACUGACGAUAUUGGGGCGUCCCAGCAGGCUGGUAAGAAAGUCCCGCCCCCUGUAGCCCCCAAACCAAAGAAAUACUCCUUCAAGAGGGCCACAUCAGAAGGCCAUAUAACAGUCACCAGGAACCCUGAAUCUCCUUCUCCCCCUAUAAUAACAAACUACGAUUCAAAACCGAUCGAUCCGAUCAUUGAAAAGCCCGCUAUCAUCGAAGCCCCAAUUGCGGAGGAAAAACCUCUGGAAGAAAGUUCAGAAAUCAAACUCGAAACUUCAGACAAGAUUGAAAAGCUGGAUUCACCCCCGCGAGCGACAGGGGCAUCGGUGUUCGACGACUUGGAAAAUAUGUUCGACGAAUUCAGCAAAGAACUGGACAGCUUCCUAACGUAACGCUUGCCCCUUCACGUGACGUCACAAUCUCGCACACGUGACGUCAUGGUUCCUGAUUGAGGCCACUGUGUUAUGUGUAUUUAUAUAUCGCGGUGCUGAGCUUUAUCUUACCGCUUGCGCGAGCAGGUCAAAUGUUGGACCAAUAAAUCGUUAAGAAAUGCAUCGGUCAACAAAUAAGGAAUAAGAAAAAGACUAAAUUGGUUUCCUCAGCCAUUGCCGAUUUGAUCCUGGAGUGUGUUUUGAACUGUGAGAACUUUUAAUUAUGUUAUCUGAACUGAAAACAAAAGCAUGUGCGAUGUGUACAUGCAUAAAUUGAGUAAUUUUUGUAUACUUGUGUAAUAUAAACUGGCUGCUGAUUGCUAAUUGGCAUGCUUUCCAAAAGUUUUUGUUAUGUUUUUUACUGAGUUAAACGGCCGCAUAUUUCUCUUUUUAAUUUUAACUUGGAUAUCGAAAUAUGGAGCUGCUCAGCAAGAGUUUUCGGCAGCCGCACCUGGAAGAUGAUGAUAAUUUUCUGUGCGUUUGUUUAUUAUCGAUAAUUGUUUUUAUCCUUUUUAUUUCCGCAAAUUUGGAAGUUUGGAAGUUCAUUAAGCAAAUAAAAUUGCAUUUGAAGCGAACAGCCCGCAUCUUUAUUUUCGGCUGAUUUAAUGAAGGGCAGCAUCGUUCUGAAUUGAAAUCAUUUGACGAUUUUUUAAAUCAGUUUCCUUAAUAUCAAUAAGCUGAUAAUUUGAUCGUUCUAAAAUUUGUUAAACAUAAACCAUUUGAGUUGUAUUCUUUUCGCAUGCUAAUAUGUAUAGUAUGCUGAUUGCUGUUGUGCCAAAUGUUUAGUUCAGUUUGAUCAUGUCUACUGUGGCCCAUGUAUUGAUUUAAACUUAGAAUUAUACACCGUGUGAGGGGUCGCUUUUUAUAUCUUCUAAAUGUAUUGAGUCAGAAAAAUGAGGAAUUCGUGCUGUGGUUAAAGGUGUUAGCUGAGCUUUAGUAAAUAUUGUUACCGACUAUUUACUGCUGGUGUGAUGACGAUGA